AUGGAUCAAAUGCUUCCAAGUCCAUACAACAUACCAGGUAUUGGUACUCCUUUGCACCAACCUGAAGAAGAUCAACAAAUUUUACCAAAUGCUAUGCAACAGCAACAACAACAGCAGCAACAACAACAGCAGCAGCAGCAACAACAACAGCAUUCCUUGGUAUCAAUGGGUUCAUCACCGCUCGUGGGUUUUGGCGCCUCUAUAAUGGGCACACCUCAGAGAACGAUGCAUACGUAUGCUCCAACCGCCAGCUAUGCAACACCUCAACAGAUGAUGCAACCUCAAACACCGCAAAACUUAAUGUCUCCACUUAUAACUGGGUCAAGUAUAGCCGGUCAACAGAUCCUAAACCAAAUGAGUCCUGCACCGAUGACACCAAUGACUCCACAUUCCGCAGAUCCUGGAAUAUUACCACAGUUACAAAAUAUAGUUUCCACGGUAAAUCUAAAUUGCAAAUUAGACCUUAAAAAGAUAGCCCUACAUGCUCGCAAUGCUGAAUAUAACCCCAAACGGUUUGCUGCCGUCAUUAUGAGGAUACGAGAACCGAGAACUACAGCAUUGAUAUUUUCUUCUGGCAAGAUGGUUUGCACCGGUGCCAAGAGUGAAGAAGAUUCCCGUCUUGCUGCAAGAAAAUAUGCCAGAAUUAUACAAAAGCUAGGAUUUACUGCGAAAUUUUUGGAUUUUAAAAUUCAAAACAUGGUUGGGAGUUGUGAUGUGAAAUUUCCAAUUCGUCUUGAAGGCUUAGUGCUAACACAUGGACAAUUUAGUUCUUACGAACCUGAACUCUUUCCUGGACUCAUCUACCGUAUGGUGAAGCCUAGAAUAGUCUUACUGAUAUUCGUAUCAGGAAAAGUGGUACUUACAGGCGCCAAAGUUCGCCAAGAAAUAUAUGAAGCAUUUGAUAAUAUUUAUCCAAUAUUGAAAAGUUUUAAGAAACAAUAA
Messenger RNA from Danaus chrysippus (African queen), 942 nucleotides. The record is from the annotation of a GenBank genome assembly. Lineage: Eukaryota; Metazoa; Arthropoda; Insecta; Lepidoptera; Nymphalidae.